Molecule: messenger RNA, 1228 nt
Organism: Notolabrus celidotus (New Zealand spotty)
Lineage: Eukaryota; Metazoa; Chordata; Actinopteri; Labriformes; Labridae
Gene: uox
Product: urate oxidase
Exons: 8
Coding region: 177-1070 (297 amino acids)
Biological process (GO): purine nucleobase catabolic process; urate catabolic process
Cellular component (GO): peroxisome
Molecular function (GO): urate oxidase activity
Source: RefSeq, a predicted model, not a curated record
AUAGCCACAAGUGUAGUUAUGCACACUGUGCAGCCAAAACAGGCCCAAUAGCAAAAGCUCAAAGGUAAGACCACCCUCUGAACAAAAUCCACCUCCAUCAGUUGUGACACUUUUUGCUGAAGACUCUUCAGAGAUUUUGGACAGAGGGUAAAACAGGUAAAGGAAAGGAGGAUAUCAUGGCAACUGAUCAGGAUGUGGAGUUUGUGCGAACGGGGUACGGCAAGAACAGAGUGAAGGUCCUGGUGAUCAGGAAACAGGGGAGCCACCAUUACAUCAUUGAGCUGAAAGCCGACGUGGAGCUCACACUCAAAACACGCAAGGAUUAUUUACACGGAGACAACUCAGACAUCAUCCCCACGGACACCGUCAAGAACACUGUGCAUGCCCUGGCCAAGCUCAAGGGGGUGAAGACCAUUGAGCAGUUUUCCCAGGACAUCUGUAACCAUUUCCUGACCUCUUUUAACCAUGUGCUGAGGGCCAACGUUCAUAUGGAGGAGGCCCCAUGGAGAAGGCUGGAGAAGAAUGGAGUUGAGCAUGCUCAUGCAUUUAUCCUCAGCCCAGAAGCUUGUCGCUUCUGUGAUGUUGAACAGAAUCUUAAUGGCAUGCCCGUGGUUCACAGCGGGGUGAAGAACAUGACAGUGCUGAAAACCACCCAAUCUGGUUUUGAGGGUUUCCUGCGAGACCGCUUUACGACUCUGCAGGAGGCCAAGGACAGAUGUUUCUGCACCUCUGUCUACGCCAGGUGGCGCUACAACAAGGUUCAGGAUAUGGACUUUGAUGCUUCAUGGAAAUGUGUGAAGGAGACAAUUAUUGAGAAGUUUGCUGGCCCCUAUGAUGUUGGAGAGUACUCACCAUCUGUGCAGAAGACACUUUAUGACUCACAGCUCCUCAUCCUGGACAGAAUCCCUGAGGUGGAUGAAAUUGAGAUUGUCAUGCCCAACCAGCAUUACUUCACUAUAGACAUGACAAAAAUGGGCCUCAGCAACAAAGAUGAAGUUCUUCUUCCCUUGGACAACCCUUCAGGCAACAUCACAGGGACCGUGCGCAGGAAACAGCAAGCCAAGUUGUAAAGGCACUGCUGCUGUCAUCUACAAAUUAAUCUGAAUGAGCAGACUCAAUGCAAAAGCUAAUGUAACAUAAUCAUGAAGACCAAGACGUGUUCAGAGUUGGCCCAACAAGCCAUAAAGCUUAUGACCAUGUAAUGAAGAAUAAAGUAGAACUAUACAGA